CGCCCCCCCGCCCGCCGCCAUGUUUUCAGGCCGGGUCUCGUUUAGUCUGCCCCCGUAAGGAAAUGGCCGGGGAGCUCCGGGAAACGCAGACGCCGUUGCUUCGGCAGAACCCGGGCUGACGAGACAGGGCAGCGGGGUAAACCGGAGCAGCUCGGCGCGGGGUGGGGAGGCCAUGGCGUCCAGUAGUAACUGGCUGUCCGGGGUGAAUGUCGUGCUGGUGAUGGCCUACGGGAGCCUGGUGUUUGUACUGCUCUUUAUUUUUGUGAAGAGGCAAAUCAUGCGCUUUGCAAUGAAAUCCCGGAGGGGACCGCAUGUCCCUGUGGGACACAAUGCCCCCAAGGAUCUGAAAGAAGAGAUUGAUAUUCGACUAUCCAGAGUUCAGGAUAUCAAGUACGAGCCCCAGCUCCUUGCAGAUGAUGAUGCCAGACUGCUACAGCUGGAAACCCAGGGAAAUCAAAAUUGCUACAACUAUCUGUACAGGAUGAAAGCUCUGGACGCUCUCCGUGCCUCUGAGAUCCCAUUUCACACUGAAGGCCGGCAUCCCUGUUCCCUAAUGGGCAGGAAUUUCCGCUCUUACCUGCUAGAUCUUCGGAACGCUACUACUCCUUUCAAGGGUGUGCGCAAGGCCCUCAUCGAUGCCCUGCUGGAUGGCUACGAGACAGCCCGCUAUGGGACAGGGGUCUUUGGCCAGAGUGAGUACCUGCGCUAUCAGGAGGCCCUGACUGAGCUGGCCACUGCGGUCAAAGCACGAAGUGGGAGCUCUCAGCGACACCACCAGUCAGCAGCCAAAGACCUUACUCAAUCUCCUGAAGUCUCCCCAACUACCAUCCAGGUGACGUACCUCCCCUCCAAUCAGAAGAGUAAACGUGCCAAGCACUUCCUCGAAUUGAAGAGCUUUAAGGACAACUACAAUACCCUGGAGAGUACUCUGUGAUGGAACUGACAGACUCUCGCUGGAGAUGGAGCCAGGAGGACAGUGUGCUUGCUGGGCAGUCCUCAGGUUAGCUGGCUUGUGGGCCUGUACUCUGUUGCCCGACGCUCCCGAUGUGUGGAUGUGUGCACAGAUCUUGCCUGGAAGCCCUCGGGGGAUAUUUCCGAACAACAAUUAAAACUAUUUUCCCUCAAAGCA
Molecule: messenger RNA, 1129 nt
Organism: Echinops telfairi (small Madagascar hedgehog)
Lineage: Eukaryota; Metazoa; Chordata; Mammalia; Afrosoricida; Tenrecidae
Gene: LTAP1
Product: chromosome unknown C1orf43 homolog
Exons: 7
Coding region: 173-934 (253 amino acids)
Biological process (GO): phagocytosis
Source: RefSeq, a predicted model, not a curated record